Acanthosepion pharaonis is the source of this 1428-nucleotide messenger RNA. The record is from the annotation of a GenBank genome assembly. Lineage: Eukaryota; Metazoa; Mollusca; Cephalopoda; Sepiida; Sepiidae.
AUGGAGGAGACUGGGAAGGAAGGAGUCAAAGGUUACAGUUGUGGUUUUCACUUCUCUCUUCCUUUUGUCCCCCAUCAUAUCAUCCGCGGCAAGGAUCGGUCCACUGUAAGUUUGUUCCUCUCUCUCUCUCUCUCUCUCCCACUUUGUUCCUUUCUCUCUCUCUCCCUCACUUUGUUCCUUUUCUCUCUCUCUCUCCCCACUUUGUUCCUUUCUCUCUCUCUCUCUCUCCCCACUUUGUUCCUUUUCUCUCUCUCUCUCCCCCACUUUGUUCCUUUCUCUCUCUCUCUCUCCCCCACUUUGUUCCUUUCUCUCUCUCUCUCCCCAACUUUGUUCCUUUCUCUCUCUCUCUCUCUCUCCCCACUUUGUUCCUCUCUCUCUCUCCCCCACUUUGUUCCUCUCUCUCUCCCCCACUUUGUUCCUCUCUCUCUCUCUCUCUCUCCCACUUUGUUCCUCUCUCUCUCUCCCACUUUGUUUCUCUCUCUCUCUCUCUCUCCCACUCUCAGUUUCCUUUCUCAUUCUGUUUUUCUUUCUCUAUCCCACUAUGUCACUGGGGUUGAUAUGCCUGUUCUCCCCUCUCUCUCUCUCCCACAGUGUUCUCACCUCUCUCUCUCUCCCACAGUGUUCUCCCCUCUCUCUCUCUCUAUCUCAUCUUUCUCUGUAGAUUUCCUUCUCUCUCCCUUUCCCCAUGCUAGUGUCUCCCUCUAUCUUGCUUGUUCCUCUCUAUCUCUCUCACUUAGUUCCUCUUUUUUUCUUUCUCUCUCACUUAGUUCCUCUUUUUUUCUUUCUCUCUCAUUUUGUUCCUCUUUUUUUCUUUCUCUCUCAUUUUGUCCCUCUUUUUUUUCUUUCUCUCUCAUUUUGUCCCUCUUUUUUUUCUUUCUCUCUCAUUUUGUCCCUCUUUUUUUUCUUUCUCUCUCAUUUUGUCCCUCUUUUUUUUCUUUCUCUCUCAUUUUGUCCCUCUUUUUUUUCUUUCUCUCUCAUUUUGUCCCUUUUUUUUUCUUUCUCUCUAUUAUGGAUCAUUACUUCGCAUCUAUUUUCUCUCUCAUUCUAUUUUCUCUCUCUCCCAGUCCAUUUAUCUAUAGUCUCUUAGUUUCUAUCUUUUGUUCCUUCAUAUCUAUUUGCCGUCUUUUAAGUUCUAUCUGUCGUUUCUUCAUAUCUAACAAUAGUGAUUUUAACAUCGUUCCUUCAUUUCUAUCUAUCUUUCCUUCAUUUCUGUCUACCGUUUCUUCAUUUCUAUCUAUUUAUCGCCUCUUCACUUAUAAUUUACCUAUCAUCUAUUCAUUUCUAUCUAUCUACCGAUCGUCUAUUCAUUUCUUUCUAUCUACCGAUCUGUUUUCCUGUCUAUCUCUCUCUCUCUCUCUCUCUCUCUCUCUCUCUCUCUCUCACUCACACACAUGCACACCUUCAUUUUGGAGGUCUAUCUCACAUUAG